This is a messenger RNA of Oncorhynchus keta (chum salmon), 533 nucleotides long. RefSeq lists its product as uncharacterized. The transcript is spliced from 4 exons. NCBI's taxonomy places the organism in Eukaryota, Metazoa, Chordata, Actinopteri, Salmoniformes, Salmonidae. Bases 14 to 520 code for a protein of 168 amino acids. The record is from RefSeq and is a predicted model, not a curated record.
GGAGUCAAAUAACAUGUACCAUCAUAGAUAUACAGACUCUGAGCAUGUGUAUAAGGGACAAAACACUAGGGUGGAGAUGCACAGGACAGCACAUUUCAAGGUUCCUGACCACCAGCAGGUGAAAACCAUACACGUCCCCAAGUCCAUGAUGACUGCACCAUUUCUACAGCAUCCAACCCUCACAACUGGACAGAAACGAUAUCUCUACAGUAUUGCAAAUGUCUACAGCACAGAGCACAUGAGGCGACUGAUGAAGCAACGCUAUCUCAAUGUGCUGCACCUGUGUAUUAAAUCAGGUCAUAGCUCUUUGGAUGGAACCAAACAUACUACUGGAGGUCCACUACUUAAAGAUCGGCUCACGUUAAAGAUGGACAAUGAGAGAGAUUCUGGAUCUAGGAUCAAGCCAUAUGGACAGAAGAAGGGCACCACAGUGCACUCUAAAGUUAUCCUCCCAAAGAUUACCAACAGUCACAGUGAAAGAUUAGUGGAAUCUGUGUGGGUUGCUGGACAGGUAGGAUGACUGACAGUGAAGG